Diatraea saccharalis (sugarcane borer) is the source of this 1882-nucleotide messenger RNA. NCBI's taxonomy places the organism in Eukaryota, Metazoa, Arthropoda, Insecta, Lepidoptera, Crambidae. The record is from the annotation of a GenBank genome assembly.
CGUUGACAUUUGGAACGCUAUGCUGGUGUUAUGAUUUCGACUUUAUUUCACGUGAAUAGUUUAUUAUUGGAACAAUAAAUAUACAGUGAAUAUACUAAUUUAAGCUAAUACAAAUGGAUGUCGGAGAACUUUUGUCUUUUAAGCCAACUCCUACACCCAAAAGACCAAAUGAAGAUGAUAGUGGGGACUCUGAUGAUGAACCAUCGCGGAAAACAAAAGUGCGACGAUUUGGUAACACCAGACAUGAUCAGCUAAUACAACAGUAUAGCAAGGGUCUCCCUAAAGAACCAACUAUCACUGAUAAAGAAAGAGAAGAUAUUUUACGGUUUGUCGAGAAUGAAGUAACAGAGGGUGAAGUUCUUGAUGACACAGCAGUAAAAAAAUUGGUGUUAAACUUUGAAAAGAAAACUCUUAGGAAUAGGGAAAUGAGAAUUAAGUUCCCUGAUCAACCUGAAAAAUUUAUGGAUAGUGAAAUAGAUUUGCAUGAGGCAUUGCAGGAACUGAGUGCAGUGGCAACUGUCCCUGACCAAUAUCCACUGUUAGUUGAACUCAAAUGCAUUAAUUCCCUAUUGGAGCUUUUGUCACAUGAUAAUACAGAUAUAUCUACCAAAGUUGUACAUGUUCUUCAGGAAUUAACUGAUGUGGACAUUUUAAAUGAGAGUGAAGAAGGUGCUGAGGAGUUAAUCAAUGCCUUAGCUGAAGCAGAAUGUCCAGCCCUUUUACUUCAUAACCUGGCACGCCUCGAUGAACAAGUACCAGAUGAAAGGGAUGCUGUCCAUAAUACAUUAGGUAUAAUAGAGAAUAUUACAGAAUUCAGACCUGAAAUGUGUUCAGAAGUGGCCAAACAAGGAUUUUUGCAGUGGUUACUUAAAAGACUGAAGUUGAAGAUUCCUUUUGAUGGUAAUAAAUUGUAUGCAACAGAAAUUCUCUCAAUUUUAUUACAAAAUACACCAGAGAACAGAAAGCUCCUUGGUGAACUUGAUGGCAUAGAUGUACUUCUACAACAAUUGGCGUUCUACAAGCGGCACGACCCGAGUGGCGCGGAGGAACAGGAGGCGAUGGAGAACAUGUUCGAUGCGUUGUGCUGCGCGCUGAUGGAGCCCGCCAACCGCGACAGAUUCCUGCGCGGUGAGGGGCUGCAACUCAUGAAUUUGAUGCUCAGGGAGAAGAAAAUGUCACGGAACGGAUCGCUGAAAGUGCUCGAUCACGCAUUGGCCGGGCCCGACGGCAAAGACAAUUGUAACAAAUUCGUUGAUAUCCUGGGGCUACGUACUGUAUUUCCUCUGUUCAUGAAAACGCCAAAGAGAAAAAGAUUGUUAACUGUGGAUCAACACGAAGAGCACGUUGUAUCGAUCAUUGCUUCGAUGUUGCGCAAUUGCCAAGGCAGUCAGCGCCAGAGAUUACUGGCCAAGUUCACCGAAAAUGAUCUAGAGAAAGUAGACAGACUCCUCGAGUUACACUUCAAGUACAUGGACAAGGUGGACAGAACCGAAAAAGAAAUGGAGCAAGAACAGGAGGAUUUAGAUGACGACGCCCAAUAUCUGAAGCGCCUAUCAGGUGGUUUGUUCACGUUGCAACUCAUCGACAGGAUCAUUCUUGAGGUUUGCAUCGCAGGCCCGCCGACUAUCAAACAACGUGUGCAGAGAGUGUUAUCUCUCCGAGGCGGUUCACUUAAGAUUAUACGGCAUGUGAUGAGAGAGUAUGCAGGCAACUUGGGUGACGCGGGCAGUGAAGAAUGGCGGCAGCAGGAACAACAACAUAUUCUGCAGUUGGUAGACAAAUUUUAGCGCCACUGUUUCAAUGUACAAAUUCGAUCCCAAUACACUUAAAUAAAAAAAAAACCCGAACUUCAUCUUUUUCGUUUUUAUUUCAAACUUAGCCU